AUGAGCGCUGCUAACAGCGUAGAAGCAUCACCAGCACAAAGCAGCCGUACACCGAGACGAAAGAUGGCUGAAGAAAUAUGUGAAGGAGAGCCACCCGCAAAAUGCGUCGACCGCGGGCCGAAUGUGAGUCGGUAUGUGACCGUACCCCCGCUGAGAUUCAAACCCAGGACACUGGACGAGUUCGCGCAAUUUCUCGAAAAUGACUCCAAUCGUGUUGUUGACAUGGACAUUUGGUCACUUUUUGGAGAAGGAAACUACGUUAAUUACCGAGUGAAGUUGGUGAUCACAGCACUUCUGGAAAAGGUGCGUUUGAAAUAUUUUUUUGCAAAAAUCUGACG
This is a messenger RNA of Cylicostephanus goldi, 338 nucleotides long. NCBI's taxonomy places the organism in Eukaryota, Metazoa, Nematoda, Chromadorea, Rhabditida, Strongylidae. The record is from the annotation of a GenBank genome assembly.